Molecule: messenger RNA, 693 nt
Organism: Carica papaya (papaya)
Lineage: Eukaryota; Viridiplantae; Streptophyta; Magnoliopsida; Brassicales; Caricaceae
Product: gibberellin-regulated protein 1-like
Source: RefSeq, a predicted model, not a curated record
GUAGCCUGUUGUGUAGUCGAUCACUCCCCACCACACACCCUUAAGUGCUCCUAUAAAUACUCCUAUAUAUACACCCUUCCCUUAUGCCAGUGCAUAAAUAUACACACACACACAGGCGCAGACCCAUAUAUAUAUAUGUCCAUGGCUGCCUCUUAUAAACCAGCUGCUGCUUUCGUUGCUUGUCUUCUCAUAUCUCUUCUUCUUCUCCACACAGCGGAAGCUGAUGAUGACGAGGUGACCACCUCAUAUCCACAAGGCCCUCCUACUACUCCAGCCAAAAUUGAUUGUGGCAGCGCGUGUACCGCCAGGUGCCGGUUAGCGUCGAGGCAACGGUUGUGCAAGAGAGCUUGUGGGACAUGUUGUGCGCGUUGCAACUGUGUGCCUCCAGGGACUUCCGGUCACCAAGAGGAGUGUCCUUGCUACGCUAGCUUGACUACUCACGGUGGCCGACGCAAGUGCCCUUGAACUUCAGCUACACAUCAACAUCUGUCCUCAUCACUAUAUAUAUAUAUGUAUAAUAUAUGUGUGUGUGUGUGUGUUAAGAUCAGCUUACGUAAAUGAGGGUAGUCAUGAAUAAAAUGAGUUGAGUGCCAUCUGUCAAGACGAGGUUAUGGUCGUUGAUUUGGAGUCUGGAUAUUUGUGCUAUACAUACGGGUUACUAUGAAUGAAGAGUACUAUGUAUACAUAUAUAUA